AUGCGCCCUCUUUGGCUCCUACCGGCUGUUGCCGGCCUUGCUGGGGCUCAAUGCCCAUUCCUAUCGGGGGAGAUGGGCACUCCCUCUCGCUUCACUGAGCGGGCAGACAACCCGACCGACACCAUUGAGGUUGUCGAACAGCCCAUUGACCAGACCCUUUAUCUUAAUGACACCGACAGCUACAUGACCACUGACUUUGGCACUCCCAUCGAGGACCAAUGGAGUCUGAAGGCCGGGUCCAGGGGAUCGACUCUCCUCGAGGACUUCAUCUUCCGCCAGAAGCUGCAGCGCUUCGAUCAUGAACGGAUCCCCGAGCGAGUCGUGCAUGCUCGUGGUGCCGGUGCCUAUGGUACUUUCCGAUCGUACGGCAACUUCUCCAACGUCACUGCCGCCGACUUCCUGAGUGCCGCCGACAAAGAGACGCCUAUGUUUUGUCGAUUCUCGACUGUGGUGGGGUUCCGAGGCAGUGUUGAUACCGCUCGGGAUGUUCACGGCCACGCCUGUCGCUUCUAUACAGACGAGGGAAACUAUGACAUCGUCGGAGUCAACAUCGCCCCCUUCUUCAUCCAGGACGCUAUCCAAUUCCCCGAUCUCGUCCACGCGAUCAAACCCAUGCCACACAAUGAGAUUCCGCAGGCGGCGACGGCGCACACCUCGGCCUGGGACUUCUUCAGCCAGCAGAGUACUGCUCUGCACAGUGCCCUGUGGUUGAUGUCCGGCCACGGAAUCCCUCGCUCGUACCGCCACAUGAACGGCUACGGCGUGCACAGCUUCCGGUUUGUAACGGCCAACGGCACCAGCAAGGUGAUCCGUUACCGGUGGCGAUCCCUCCAGGGUGUUGCCAGUCUCGUCUGGGAUGAGGCGCAAGCCACAGCCGGCAAGAACAGUGAUUUCCACCGACAGGACCUGCACGAUGCGAUUGCGAACGGGCGGUACCCUAAGUGGGAGCUGGGCGCGCAAAUCAUGGACGAAUCCGACAUGCUGCGCUUCGGAUUCGACCUCCUCGAUCCCACCAAGAUGGUUCCUGAAGAACUCGUCCCCUUCACCCCGCUCGGCGUGAUGGAACUCAACGCCAAUCCCACCAACUAUUUUGCCGAAGUCGAACAAGUCGGCUUCCAACCCGGCCACGUCGUCCGCGGCAUCGACUUCACAGAAGAUCCCCUCCUCCAAGGCCGACUCUUCUCCUACCUCGACACGCAAGUCAACCGGCACGGCGGCCCGAACUUCGAGCAACUGCCGGUCAACCGGCCCCGCAACCCCGUCCACAACAACAACCGCGACGGCUUCGGCCAGCAGCAGAUCCCGCUGAACCCCUGGGCCUACACGCCCACCAGCAUGGGCGCAGACACUGCCCCCAAGCAGGCAAACCAAACUGUUGGCAACGGGUUCUUUACCUCGCCGUACCGUCACCUUACCGGGGGGCCCCUCUCGCGUGCCCCCAGUCCCACGUUCGCGGACCACUGGUCCCAGCCGGCGUUGUUCUGGAACUCGCUAGUGCCGGCCGAGCAGCAGAUGCUGGUGAAUGCGAUAGUGUUUGAGAACUCCAAGGUGGCGAGUCCGCACGUCCGUCAGAACGUGGUCGCGCAGUUGAACCGGAUUGAUCACGGGCUGGCGAGGCGGGUGGCCAGGGGGUUGGGAUUGGAGGUGCCUGAACCGGAGGAUACCUAUUACACGACUAACAAGACGGUGAAUGUCGGGACAUUUGGGGCGCGGUUGCUGAGUGUGGAGGGGUUGCAGGUUGGCUUCCUCGCUUCGACGAAGAAAGGGGAGUCGAUUCGACAGGGCGGGGCGCUCGCUGGUCGGUUGGCGGCGCAUGGUGUGGAUGUGACGGUCGUGGCCGAGACGUAUGCUGAUGGGGUUAACUCUACGUAUGCGCUCUCCGAUGCGUCGGGCUUUGAUGCUAUCGUGGUGGGCGAUGGGGUGGAGAUCUUGUUUGGUGGUGCUGCGGGCAGCAAUGCGACGAUGACGACGCUUUAUCCGCCUGGUCGGCCGCUGCAGAUUCUGGCAGAUGCGUUUAAGUAUGGUAAGCCGGUUGGGGCGAUCGGGAGUGGGCAGAGGGCGUUGAGAUCGGCGGGGAUUGAGAUGGGGAGGGAUGGUGUUUAUGUUGCGGCGAAUGUUACGGAGGGUCUGGCCAAGGAAGUGUUGGACGGUUUGUAUACCUUCCGGUUCCUGGAUCGGUUCGUCUUGGAUGAUCAGUGA
Molecule: messenger RNA, 2199 nt
Organism: Aspergillus saccharolyticus JOP 1030-1
Lineage: Eukaryota; Fungi; Ascomycota; Eurotiomycetes; Eurotiales; Aspergillaceae
Product: heme-dependent catalase
Exons: 5
Coding region: 1-2199 (732 amino acids)
Biological process (GO): response to oxidative stress; hydrogen peroxide catabolic process
Cellular component (GO): cytosol
Molecular function (GO): catalase activity; heme binding
Source: RefSeq, a predicted model, not a curated record